CCUGGCGCCUAAACCACCGGAGCACGUGCAGGGAGAGAGCGCGAGAGGGAGAGGGAGAGCGGGGGGGAGGGCGCGAGAUGCUGCUGCUGCUGCUGCUGCUGUUGCGGCGGCGGUCGCGCGCCAGGGCUGCGCUCGUGGCUCUCCUCUGUGUGUCGCUGGCGUCCUGCGGGGUCGCGUGCGGUCCGGGGAGGGGUUACGGCAAGAACCGCAGGCACCCCAGGAAACUGACCCCCUUGGUGUACAAGCAGUUCGUCCCCAAUGUGGCCGAGAAGACGCUGGGCGCGAGCGGGCGCUACGAGGGCAAGAUCACGAGGAACUCGGAGAGGUUCAAGGAGCUGAGUCCCAACUACAACCCGGACAUCAUCUUCAAGGACGAGGAGAACACGAGCGCAGACAGACUCAUGACACAGAGAUGCAAGGAGAAGCUGAACUCCCUGGCCAUCUCAGUCAUGAACCAGUGGCCCGGAGUCAAGUUGCGGGUCACAGAGGGCUGGGACGAGGACGGACACCACCUAGAAGAGUCGCUCCACUAUGAGGGCAGGGCGGUGGACAUCACCACCUCAGACAGGGACAAAAGCAAGUAUGGAACACUGUCGCGCCUUGCUGUGGAGGCCGGGUUCGACUGGGUCUACUACGAGUCCAAGGCCCACAUCCACUGCUCUGUAAAAGCAGAAAACUCAGUCGCUGCCAAGUCGGGUGGCUGUUUUCCCGGGGGGGCUCGAGUCACCCUGGAGGACGGCACUCAGAAACGGGUCCGAGACCUACGCGUGGGCGACAGGGUGCUGGCCGCGGACCCCCGAGGGAACCUCGUCUUCAGUGACGUCAUAAUGUUCCUGGACCGAGACGUGGACACGAGGCGCGUGUUCCACGUCAUCGAGACGCGGGAGCCGCGCAGGACGCUCACGCUCACGGCCGCGCAUCUGCUCUUCGUCGUGCGCAACGCGACGGCUCCCGGGAGCCACACGGUGGCGAUAUUCGCCAGCGACGUGCGGCCCGGACACAGGGUGCUGGUCGUGGACCACCUGCUCGGCAGAUUGAGGGCCGUCACCGUGGAGCGCGUUUACACGGAGGAACACGGGGGGUCCUUCGCCCCAGUGACCACCGAAGGCACACUCGUGGUGGACGGGGUCCUGGCCUCGUGCUACGCAGCCAUCCGGGAUCACACGUGGGCUCACUGGGCGCUUGCGCCCGUCAGGUGGACCUACACGUUGGGCUCGUUCCUACUUCCCAAGGGAGGCAUCGUGGGGGACGAGCUCGUGGAGGUGGGCGGGGUCCACUGGUACCCGAGGAUGCUGUACCACAUAGGCACGUGGGUGCUGGACGCGCAGGCACUCCACCCCCUGGGGAUGGCAGCCAGCUCGAGCUGAAACGACCCCCUGGAGUGUGUGCUGGAGGUAAUGCGCUCAAGAUCACACGGGUACACACACGCAGGGAUACGCGCACUCACUCAGGGAUGCGGACUAAGCCAGAGCCCCGCAUUCAUGUCGGAAUAUUUCUUACAGUUUUCUGUGACAUGUAAACGUUCAAAGCGCAGCCUUAAAAAACGUCCAUUCAUUAGUUUUUGCUCUGACUGGGGAAUUAAUAUUCUACAUUUUGGGAACCCAAACAGGACUGGGUUUCGGUGCUACGUCACACCUCUGUUCUAUUUUUGUAUCUCAAGCGGACAAAGACGAGCAGUCCAAAGCCCACGUGGACAACUCA
Molecule: messenger RNA, 1701 nt
Organism: Scleropages formosus (Asian bonytongue)
Lineage: Eukaryota; Metazoa; Chordata; Actinopteri; Osteoglossiformes; Osteoglossidae
Product: sonic hedgehog protein A-like
Exons: 3
Coding region: 78-1367 (429 amino acids)
Biological process (GO): intein-mediated protein splicing; multicellular organism development; regulation of gene expression
Molecular function (GO): calcium ion binding; patched binding
Source: RefSeq, a predicted model, not a curated record